AGGCGGAGGAUGCUGCUGCGCGCCUUGGUGGCCGUGUCCCUGUGGCUGCGGGUGAGCCCGCGGGCGCAGGGCGCGCCGUGCGAGGCGGUGCGCAUCCCCAUGUGCCGGCCCAUGCCCUGGAACAUCACCCGCAUGCCCAACCACCUGCACCACAGCACCCAGGAGAACGCCGUCCUCGCCAUCGAGCAGUACGAGGAGCUGGUGGGCACCGGCUGCAGCCCGGUCCUCCCCUUCUUCCUCUGCGCCAUGUACGCCCCGAUCUGCACGCUGGAGUUCCUCUACGACCCCAUCAAGCCCUGCAAGUCGGUCUGCCAGCGCGCCCGCGACGGCUGCGAGCCCAUCAUGCGCCGCUACAACCACAGCUGGCCCGAGAGCCUCGCCUGCGACGACCUCCCCGUCUACGACCGCGGCGUCUGCAUCUCCCCCGAGGCCAUCGUCACCGACCUGCCGGAGGAUGCGAAGUGGAUGGAUUUCACGCAAGGUGCGAUGGUGCCCGAGAGACGCCCCGAGCCUGAGUGCAAGAGCCGAAACCACGAGCGAUGCAGGUGCAAAAAGAUAAAGCCUACGCUGUCGACCUAUCUGACCAAGAACUACAGCUACAUCAUUCAUGCUAAAGUAAGAAGUGUAGAAAGAGGGAACUGCAACGAGAUAACAACUGUGGUUGAAGUAAAAGACAUACUUAAGUCUUCGAUGCCUAUUCCUCUGUCUCAAGUGCCUCUUCUUACAAAUUCCUCCUGUCAGUGUCCACCUCUUCAGCCAAAGCAGGAUGUUCUCAUCAUGUGUUACGAAUGGCGUUCAAGGUUGAUGCUUCUUGAUGGAUGUUUAGUUGAAAAAUGGAAGGAUCAACUAAACAAAAGAUUUAAGAGAUGGGAACAGAGACUGCAGGAGCAAAAGCAGCGAACGGCCCACAGUAAGAAUCAGAAUGCAGGACGCAGCGGGGCACCAAAACCAUCAACAAAGAACACCAACCCAUUGGUCAGUGGCCCCAAAAAGGCCACUAAAACAAGAAAUGGCCAGAAAGAAAUAAACCCUAAAAAAGUAUGAAUGUUACACUUCUGAAAGGAAAGACUUUUCUUGCAUGAUAAGGGUCACAUGCUGGCUUGGUCAGCAUGUUUUAUUAAUCUAGAACUCAUCAAUUUAAAAACUCACUGCAGUUUCUACAUAGACAUUGUUGCUGCACUUUAUUUUUAAAGGUUUUCUUUUCCUUUCAAGCUGCAGAGUGUAGGUUUGCACUAAUUUGUGGUAGGCAUAUUCAAGCUGAUUGAGCUUUAUCUUAGGGCUCUGAUUCCGAUGCUAGGUAGAGAGUUAAGGCAGUAACUACUGCAGCUGCUGGAGCUGAAUCUAUCUGUUAUUAGGAAUCACAGUCCUUGUUCAGAGCAUUCAAAAGCAUAGUUUACCAGUAAGCAUCUGGGUAUGCAUUAUGUGAUUACUAUUUUUUUUAUGUGUUUGCCAGAAAUAUGCUUACCGUGUUACUAUUUGAACUUGUGGGUUAGUGUAGCAAAAAUGCAUUGAAAGCAGACAUUUUUUAAUUGUACUUCAGGCUGGCUUCUGUUGUUGUAACUUCAAUCAUAUUUAAACAUCUAAUUGAAAAAUCUGUAUUUUUUAAAAAAAAGAUUAAAACAGAAUUGUAGAAUUCUUUUUAGUAACAUUUACGUGUUUACUGUAAUAUAGCUUUGUUGUGAAAAUGAAGAGCAUUACUCUAACCAUAACAGAUAAUACUGUACAGUAUUAAAAUAAAGACAGGGCUUCAUGUGGCUCAGUGUUCAUUUGGAUCGUUAACCAUUUUUUUAAUCGUUGGACACUAUUUCUAAAUCUUGCUUAGCUGCCAAAUAAAUAAAUAAAUAAUAAA
This is a messenger RNA of Rhea pennata, 1849 nucleotides long. RefSeq names its product secreted frizzled related protein 4 (gene SFRP4). Bases 10 to 1044 code for a protein of 344 amino acids. The record is from RefSeq and is a predicted model, not a curated record. The transcript has 6 exons. Gene Ontology annotation, cellular component: cytoplasm. Gene Ontology annotation, biological process: non-canonical Wnt signaling pathway; canonical Wnt signaling pathway. Gene Ontology annotation, molecular function: Wnt-protein binding. Lineage: Eukaryota; Metazoa; Chordata; Aves; Rheiformes; Rheidae.